AUGGCAGCUUCCCGAGGUGCUGAGACUCCAGAACAGACAAGUACUCGGCUUGGAGAUCAACGCAGAAGACAAGCGACUUCCAGAGCUGCUGAGACUCCAGAACAAACAAGUACUCGGCUUGGAGAUAAACGUACAAGACAAGCGGCUUUCAGAGCUGCUGAGACUCCAGAACAAACAAGUACUCGGCUUGGAGAUCAAUGCACAAGACAAGCGGCUUCCAGAGCUGCUGAGACUGCGGAACAACGACAAGCACGACGUGAGGAAGAUCGAACAAGACGUUCCACUUCAAGAGCAGCACGUUGGACAUUCAUGGAGCGGGAAGCAUUUCAAUAUGAUCCAACCAAAAGUUAUGACAGUCGUCCUCAACUUUAUAUUGGACGAAUGACAGAGAUUUGCUCAUAUUGUGAUGCACUCAAGUGGCCUGGAGAAGCACCAGGUAUGUGUUGCUCCAAUGGUAAGGUAAAACUACCACCGCUUCGACUACCUCCUGAACCAUUGGAAUCAUUAAUGUCAGGAACAACUGCAACAUCAAAGCAUUUCUUGGAGAACAUUCGAAACAUGUGGUCCAUCCAAUCCGGGACAAUAUGGGGAUCCUACAAAGAAAGUUUAACCGAAGACAUCCUCAUACAAGCUCGCAGAAAGAAUCCUGGAUUAGUUUUAAAUUAUAUACCUGAUAUGUUCAAUCAAACAUUGAUUAUUCUUGAAGAUAAAGCUCUGGGAAUGGAUGGCAAAGAUCUCAAACAGUUAGGUCUUCCAAGUCCUCAAAGAACUCUUGGCGAUCGAUUGACCAGAGAAAUAUUCAGAGAGACGAGCUACGACUUGAACGAUUUGAACAAGUAUAUAUCAGCAAAUGAACCAUUACUGUUACCAGAUCAGAGGGCUGCUUAUAAUGCUAUAUUAGAUCGGAUCAAUAGAAAAGCCGGUGGAACAGGAAAAACAUUUGUCAUUAAUCUACUCUUGGCUAAAAUUCGACAGGAGUCUAAAAUUGCAAUUGCAGUGGCUUCUUCAGGAAUUGCUGCUACACUGCUUCACGGUGGUCGUAUUGCUCAUUCAACAUUAAAGUUGCCUCUCAACCUUACACAAUGUGAAGCUCCACUUUGUAAUAUUAGCAAAGGUACUGGAGAAGCCAAAGUUGUACAAGAAUGUAAACUUAUUGUAUGGGACGAAUGUACGAUGGCACAUAGACAAGCAUUAGAGGCUCUGGAUCGUACACUUCAAGAUCUUCGUGGCAAUGGGAAACUCGUGGGUGGAGCUGUUUUGCUUCUAGCUGGUGAUUUUCGUCAAACAUUGCCUGUCAUCCCGAAAGGAACAAUGGCUGAUGAACUCAAAGCCUGCUUGAAAGCUUCAUACCUCUGGAGACAUGUUCAUAAGCUGGAACUCAAAACCAACAUGCGAGUUCAUUUACAGAGUGAUGUAGCUGCUGGCCAAUUUGCUCAACAACUACUUAGUCUUGGAGAUGGAAAAAUAGCUGCUGAUCCGACCACUGGACUUAUCACUAUUCCAAAUAAUUUUUGUAAUAUAGUAGACUCAAUAGAAACUCUGAAAACCAGUGUAUUUCCAGAUAUUCGACGCUGUUUUAAUAAUCACAAAUGGCUCUGUGAACGUGCUAUUCUUGCUCCGAAAAAUGGUAGUGUAAAUGCUAUUAACUUGCAGAUUCAACAACAGUUACCUGGUGUAGACGUAUCAUACAAGUCAAUUGAUACAGUUGUGGACAUUGACCAAGCAGUACAGUAUCCUACCGAAUUUCUCAACUCGCUGGAACCUCCUGGAAUGCCACCACACAGUCUGGUGCUCAAGGUUGGCUCUCCGAUAAUGCUUCUAAGAAUUUUGGAUGCACCAAGACUCUGCAAUGGUACAAGGCUUUGUGUGAAAAGCCUAAUGCCCCAUGUGAUUGAAGCAACUAUCUUGACAGGCUGUGCAAAAGGAGAAGAUGUAUUUAUGCCACGAAUUCCCAUGGUUCCUAAUGAUAUGCCAUUGGAGUUCAAGAGUCUUCAGUUUCCAGUGCGUCUUGCUUUUGCAAUGUCUAUCAAUAAAGCUCAAGGUCAAUCGCUUAAAGUUGCUGGUAUUAAUCUAGGAACUCCUUGCUUUUCCCACGGUCAAUUAUACGUAGCAUGUUCAAGAGUAGGAACUGGAAAGAAUUUGUACGUUUUUGCUCCUGAUGGUAAAACUCGAAAUAUUGUAUAUCAAACAGCUUUAAAAUAA
This is a messenger RNA of Rotaria sp. Silwood1, 2202 nucleotides long. Lineage: Eukaryota; Metazoa; Rotifera; Eurotatoria; Philodinida; Philodinidae. The record is from the annotation of a GenBank genome assembly.